This is a messenger RNA of Triplophysa rosa, 1810 nucleotides long. RefSeq names its product cannabinoid receptor 2. Bases 668 to 1615 code for a protein of 315 amino acids. NCBI's taxonomy places the organism in Eukaryota, Metazoa, Chordata, Actinopteri, Cypriniformes, Nemacheilidae. The transcript has 2 exons. Gene Ontology annotation, cellular component: membrane. The record is from RefSeq and is a predicted model, not a curated record. Gene Ontology annotation, biological process: cannabinoid signaling pathway. Gene Ontology annotation, molecular function: cannabinoid receptor activity.
CACAGGAACGGGUUAAAAGAAUCAGAACUGAGCAUUUUACCACAGGGUAAUAAAAAUAAACAGUCAAACAAAUACUGUAUAUUUGUUGCACACACCCCCCUUUUCACCCUGUGAAAGUUUUCUGCAUGAGCCACCACACUUACCACAGUUGUGCCAUUUGUUAAAAAAAACUUGUGAGGAAGCAAACACAAAAACAAAAUCCAUCAACUAUGUGAAAAAGAAAACGUGAAUUAUGGUCGCGAAUGUCAAGCAAAGCAUUGAAUAGCCAAAAAUCGAUGUAAAAUCUGCCCUUUGGUAAUUGCAAUUUCACAGAAGAUGCACAGAUAUCGCAAGAGCAUUCGUAAGCUGUGAUGAAUGUGGAAGUGCGUGAUAUGUUUCCACUCCAGAAGACUCUUCAGGCUGUUGGAUACACAUAUAUCCGUGCAUCUAAGCAUUAGUAAAGAUGACUGAAUGGUUUCCACUAAAGAGAAAAACAGAUCCUUCACGUUGGUUUCAGUUGAAUUUAGGCAGAUCAGUUAGUUAAAAGAGCACACCACAGAUGCCUGGUCUCGCACUCUUAAAACCAUCAAGGAAGGAAAUGACUCAAAGAGUUUGAGUGUCACAAAGAUUAAAUGGAACAAACAACAGAGGAACUUUCACCAUUUGUACAGAUACUCAAACUUGAGAAAUGACAAACCGUAGCUGUAACCUGACCGACUACAUGGUGCUGAACCAAGCCGAAAAAGUGGCCAUCGGCACAAUCUGUCUCCUCGCUGUACCCUUCAUCCUCCUAGCAAAUAUUCUCGUUCUGGUGGUGAUAGUUUGUUCAUCGAACCUGCGGCAACAUCCAUCAUACCUGUUUAUGGGCAACUUGGCACUGGCUGACACAAUCGCUUGCUGUUUUUUUACCGCUAUCUUCCUGAGUUUCCACCUCCUUAAUCCGGACAACUCCUCGGACAGCUACCUCUUCCAACUGGGUGGCGUGACGGUGGCGUUCACGAGCUCAGUGGGGAGUCUGCUUCUGAUGGCAGUAGACCGCUAUCACAUCAUCUACAAGGCUUUCAACUAUAAAGUCCAGCUGAAACGAAGACAAGCUCUGGUAGGGACGGUGGCAUUAUGGGUUGUGGCGAUUUUCAUUGCCUUCCUUCCUCUGAUGGGCUGGAGAUGUGUGACCUGUCAAUCAUGUUCCAAACUGUUUCCUUACGUCGAUCGGUACUACCUGGCAUUUUGGGCCGUUCUGGUUCUGGCGGUGCUUGUGCUUAUUUUGGCUGCCUAUGGGGUCAUAGUCUGGAAGGCCCACCAACACGAUGUCCACAUGGACACGGAACAUCCAGGAAAAGCACGCAUGCGUGUGGAUAUUCAUUUGGCGAAGACUUUUAGCUUUAUUGUACUGACUCUGUUGGUAUGUUGGCUGCCUAUUCUUUCUUUCAUGAUGCUAGAUGUGGUUUCAGGGAGGAUUUCGAAAUGGCACAGAAGGGCGUUUGCUUUCUGCAGUCUGCUGUGUUUGGUGAACUCGGGCAUCAAUCCGCUGCUUUACACACUGCGUUGCCGCGAGCUGCGCGCUGCACUUGCUUCAUUGUGGGAUGGUUUACGGAGAUGGUGCGGUUUGUGCUGGAGCAACACCUCAUCCGAUUGAAAUUGAUUUAUAUAUAACCAAAGCCAUCCAAUAAAUUUCUGACCAAUAAACAGAACGCUACCUCACAUCUGAAACUUACCAAUGGUUUAUCAAUGGAUAACACAUUUUCUGUUUUUAAUUAUAGUAAAUAAUGUGUAAAAUAUAUAUAAAUACAUAUUUUAUAAUAGCAUAUACAAUGACAUUUUGAUUUUAUAU